Messenger RNA from Rhopalosiphum maidis (corn leaf aphid), 6381 nucleotides. Its product is annotated as MATH and LRR domain-containing protein PFE0570w-like. Lineage: Eukaryota; Metazoa; Arthropoda; Insecta; Hemiptera; Aphididae. Bases 352 to 6285 code for a protein of 1977 amino acids. The record is from RefSeq and is a predicted model, not a curated record. The transcript is spliced from 9 exons.
AAAACAUAAUCGAAAACUAACAAAGCUUUUUCAUAUUAAAUUCUCUGCGUAUUGUGUAAUAACGAAUUAUUCGUUAAUCGUUAUUCUGUUUCGGUUUGUCGAGUGCGACGUGUGUCGUAGUUCAAUAACUCAAUUUUUAUGUUAUGUCGUAGGUAGGUGUAAGUUGGUCAAUAAAUUUAGUGUUUAAAUUCAUAUGUUGUAACUAUACUUGGAAUAUAAUUCCCUAAACAUUUGGGAUUUCCAUUUUAAAUCUUUUAAAUUUAAUUUAAUAUAAAAAUUAUUUUGGUUUCGAUUACUACGUCUACAGCGAGUGAAAAUACUUUUGUCUUCUAUUAGUUUUAAAAAUUAAGAAUGGAUUCAAAUAACGUCAGUUUAAUUACAAAUGAAUAUGAUGAUGGUGUUGUAUGUUUUGGUCCAGUGACUGAAAGUCAACUAAAUAGAUAUAAUAGAUUACCACGCCGUACUGUUUUACCUUCAGAUUUUGAAUUGAGCCAAUCUCUUUUUGAGCAAGACGAAGAUGAAAAAAAUGAUAAAUCUACUGUUUUGGAUGUUUCUAAUAAAAACACAACAACAUGUGAAGAAGAUAAUUCAAUUAAUAUAACUCAAUCAACAAAUAAUUUUGAUAAAGAUAAAGAAGAAAUUGGUAAAAUAGAAUUAAAACAAAGCAUUUCUGAAGAUACUAAUUUAAGAUUUUCUUCGCCAUGUUCCUCAAAAUGUAUACCAAAUGCAAAAUUGAUCGAUACAGAAGUUAUUAAUAGAUACAUUAGAAUGGGAUCAAUAUCAUCAAAUGAAUCUUCUUUAUCGGAUGAUCAAAAUAAGUCUUCAUUUGAAGAUGAAACCGUUAGCUUUACGGAUCCCCAAGAAAUGCAAAACAAUUAUGACUAUGAUGAAACUAAUUCAUCCGAACACUUAUCUGUUUCGAGUAUAAUUGAACAAAGCACUAGUAUCCGCCAGCUAAAUGUGUUAGAUGAUUCUAGUAAUGUGUGCACUUUAAUACAUUGUAGUCAAAAAGACGAUACUGAUUUAAGUAUUUAUAGUGACUUAGAACUUGGUGAUGUUAGUGAAGAUUCAAUUGUUACUGAUGAAUAUAGUAUUACACCUGGAAAACAAAGAUUAUUUGAUUUGCGUGUCACUAAACAAUCGUUACGUGCUAAGACUCUUAUAGCAUCUGCUCCGUUUAUGGAUAGGAUCGAAGAAACUACAACUCCUAUAUUACCAAAAGUCAUUAAUUCUCCUUUCAUUUUAAAUGACAUCAGUAAUAGACAUUUGGAAACAAAAGAAAAAUUUAAUGAAUCAUCAAUUACUGAAAUAUGUCAUGGAACAUCUACUGAGAAUUUGAAUCAGACUUCUAAUGAAAAUGUAUUUGAAAUUAAUAAAUUGAUUGAUGAAAAUAAUGGAGAAUCGUUAAUAUCAAAUGAUUUGAAGGAUACUGUCUCUAUGAAUAAGAGUGCAGGUAUGGUGUUUGAUGAAAUAACAAACAGAAGUAUAGAUUCAAAUCAAUCUUUAAAUGAAACCGUUCAUAUCCAAAGUGGUUUAAAUGAUACUGAACACAAAUUUGAUAACGAAAAGUCAGUAUAUAAUAUGUCGAACAUAGCUAUACCAACAAGUGUAAAUGAUAAUAAUGAUUCAAAAAACUCAAUUUCUACAGAAGUUGAUAUUAAUUCAAUUAAUACCAGUGUAGUAGAUAAAAUAAUUGAUGGAACAAUAUAUGCAAAUAAACUUUCAACAAAUAACCAAGGUAUGGAUUUGAAUAAAACUGAUCAUACUGGAAGUAUUUUAAAUGUCACUGAGCAUGAAUUUGAUGAUGAAAAAUCAAUAAAUAUUGUAAUCAAUUUGGAUAAUCCAACAUCUGAUGCAAAUAAUUAUAAUGAUGAUUGUUCAGUGUCCAUGGAAGUUGAUAUUAAAUCAUCUAAUACUAGUGCCGCAGAUACCACAAUUGAUGAAACUAUGUUCACUAGCAAAAUUCUCGCAAACAACCAAAGUACAAAUUUAAAUUAUUCCUUAAAUGACACUGAGCAAGAAUUUGAUAAUGAAAAGUCAAUAUGUAUUAUAUCCAAUGUAACUAUUGCCCAAACUACUCCAACUUCAGGUGUAAGUGAUAGUUUUGAUGAAGUAAAAUCUAUUAAUACCAGUGUUGAGGAUAAAGUAUUUGAUGCAACAAUAUAUGCAAAUAAACUUUCAACAAAUAACCAAAGUAUGGAUUUGAAUAAAUCCAUAAAUAAAACUGAUUGUACUGAUAAUACUUUAAAUGUCUCUGAGCAUAAAUUAGAUGAUGAAAAGUCAAUGAAUACUGUGACCGAACUGAUUAAUCCAACAUCUGAUGCAAAUAAUUAUAAUGAUCAAGAAUACUCAGUGCCCAUGGAAGUUGAUAUUAAAUCAUUCAAUACUAGUGUCGCAGAUACAACAAUUGAUGAAACUAUGCACACUAGCAAACUUUCCACAAACAAUCAAAGUAUAAAUUUGAAUUAUUCCUUAAAUGACACAAAGCAAGAAUUUGAUAAUGAAAAGUCAAUAUGUAUUAUGUCCAAUGUAACUAUUGCCCAAACUACUCCAACUUCAGGUGUAAGUGAUAGUUUUGAUGAAGUAAAAUCUAUUAAUACCAGUGUUGAGGAUAAAGUAUUUGAUGCAACAAUAUAUGCAAAUAAACUUUCAACAAAUAACCAAAGUAUGGAUUUGAAUAAAUCCAUAAAUAAAACUGAUUGUACUGAUAAUACUUUAAAUGUCUCUGAGCAUAAAUUAGAUGAUGAAAAGUCAAUGAAUACUGUGACCGAACUGAUUAAUCCAACAUCUGAUGCAAAUAAUUAUAAUGAUCAAGAAUACUCAGUGCCCAUGGAAGUUGAUAUUAAAUCAUUCAAUACUAGUGUCGCAGAUACAACAAUUGAUGAAACUAUGCACACUAGCAAACUUUCCACAAACAAUCAAAGUAUAAAUUUGAAUUAUUCCUUAAAUGACACAAAGCAAGAAUUUGAUAAUGAAAAGUCCAUAUGUGUAAUGUCCAAUAUAAUUAUUGCUCAAGCUAUUCCAACAUCAGGUGUAAAUGAUCAUUAUGAUAAAGAAAAAUCUAUUAAUAUUACUGUUACAGAUAAAAGAUUUGAUAAAACAAUGUACACAAAUAGACUCCAACCAAACAACAAAAGUAUGAUUUUGAAUAAAUCCUUAAAUGUCACUGAGCAUAAAUUUGAUGAUGAAAACUCAAUGAAUACUGUGAUCGAUUUGGCUAAUCCAACAUCUGAUGCAAACAAUUAUAAUGAUGAAGAAUAUUCAGUGCCCAUAGAAGUUGAUAUUAAAUUAUCUAACACUAGUGUCACAGAUACAAUAAUUGAUGAAACAAUGUACACUAGUAAACAUCCAACACACAACCAAAGUAUGGAUUUGAACAAAUCCUUAAAUAAAACUGAUUAUACUGAAAAUACUUUAAAUGUCUCUGAACAUAAAUUUGAUGAUGAAAAGUCCAUGAAUAUUGUGACUGAUUUGGCUAAUACAACAACUGAUGUCAAUAAUUAUAAUGAUGAAGAAUAUCCAGUGCCCAUGGAUGUUAAUAUUAAAUCAUCUAACACUAGUGUUGUGGAUGAAAAAAUGUACACUAAUAAACAUCAAAUAAAUAACUCAAGUACGAAUUUUAAGGAGUCCUUCAAUGAUACUAAACACAGAUUUAUAAAUAUUAUCCAAAACACCAGUAUUCCAGCAAUACAUUUAGAAGAUAAAUUGCAUUUAAGUAAGCUGGAUAAGAGUAUCUUAAAAAAUACUAUUGUUUCUGAUAGUUCAUUGUUAGAAAAUAAUGAAGUUAAUAUAACUUGCAAUACAACAUUAGAAGACCCGUCAUGUAUGAUGAGACAAUAUUUAGAUUUUGAACAAACUGUAAAUGAAAUAUGUGAAGAUAUUACAUCAGCAAAAUGCCCAAAUAGAAUAUUGAAUAAACCAAAAGCUAGUUAUGACGAUGAAACGCUUGAACGUUUAAUUGAACAAACACUUUCUUCUGAUACAUUAAAUUCAACGAAUGUAAAUGCAAAUGUCUCAAAUUAUGACGGAUCAAAUUUAUCUGUUAUUAUUGAAAAUACAACUUUAGAAAUGUCUAGUAAUAACAUAGAGCAAAAUGAAGAUAUUUUAAAUUCUAAUAAUGAUGUACCUAUUACUUUGGAAUCUGAAAGUAUUGUAAAUGUAAUUAAAGAUAAUGAAUUGUUGAAUACAUCAACCGUUGUAAAUAUAGUUGAAUCAACUGUUGCUUCAAAAUCUGAAGUGGAUAUAGUGAAUGAAACAAAUAUUCAAAUAACAACAAAAGCAAAUGCAAGUAAUUUAAUGAAAAGUACUAUUGUAAGUUCACAAUUAGUUGAAAAUGUGAAUAAAAUAAAAAAUAAUGAAAAUUCAAUUAUUAGUGAUGAAUUAUCUGAAAUGAAAUUUGAUACAUUUAACAAAAUGGAUGAUCAGAUUACUAAUAUCACUACAAAACAAUUACUUGUUCCAGAAAGUAUCAAUGAAAAAAUGCAUUCUAACCAAAUUAAUUCAACUAACUUUGCUGCUUUUAAACUUAUUUCAGAAACAGAAAAAAAUGAUGAAAACUUUAUUGAUCAAGAUGACAAAGAUAAUACACUUAAUAAUGAUAAUCAACAACAAAAUUUAUUGGAUAUCACUAAAAGCAUUAAUAACAGCUUAGAAGAAUUUACAAAUCUUGAACAGAUGUUUAAUUUUGGUGACAAUCAAAAAGAAAAACAAGUGGAAUAUAAGACUCCCAAAACACAAAAACUAUUGGAUUUUAGUAUUAUUCAACAAACACCUACUUUUGACAACCAAGAAAAAAAACAGAAGCUUUUAAAUUUCAGUAUUGUUGAUCAAACUCCAUUUAAAAGUGCCCAACAAACAUACCCAAAUGAAAAUGUUAUCAAUAAUGACAGCUUAAUAAACUUUAGUUCAGUUGAUCAAAUAUGGAAUUCAGAAAUAGUUUCUAAAGAUGAAAUUAGUUGUAAAGAUUUUCAAAACUCUUCAUCAAAUAAUCUAUCAACAAUUUUAUCUCCUGAUGUAGAAUUAUUAACUGAUGAGUCAAUUAAAAUGAACACAUCACAUUUCAGUAACUUAUCUUUUAAUCAAACAAUAACCGAUUCAAAUGUAAAUCUGUCUAUUAAUUCUUGUGCCAGUAAUAAGACUCAAAAUAACAUAACGAAAUUAAACAAUGUAGAACUAUUGGUAUCGGUCGACAGACAGAUUGUAGUUGACAAGCUUUCCAAUUCUUUAAAUCAAACAACUAAACAAGAUGAGUCAAAUCAAAAACAUGAUGAACACUGUGUGGCAGAAAAAUCUACUAAAGAAGUUAAAUUGUUAUCAAAUAUUACUUCCGAUAAAAUCAAUGAUUCUGCCCAGGUUGCUGGGAAUUCAAACCAAGAACUGUGUAUUAACUCAAAUAAACCUGCCAUUGUAGAUUUCAGCAUUAUUGAUCCGAGGCAAUUGGAAGAUGUUGAUGUAAAAAACAAUACUGAUGUAAUAUCUGUAGAUUCUGAUAGAAAUCUUUCUAAUCUAAUUGAGAUGUCUCUUGUAUCAAUACCUGUUACUAAAUCUGAUGAACAACCAAUUAUUUUAUUGGAAAAUCCAGUAGUAGCUAUAGGUUCUGAUAAUAGAUCUAAAAAUUCAAUAGAUAAUAGUUCAGAUGAAAUUAAUAGUACAACUGUACAAUUUGAAGAAUCCGCAUUUUUGCACAAUAAUACUGAAUUAUUAACUGAUAUACAGAUGAGUGAUGAAUCGCUUCUUACAGAAACGCCAGAAAAAAGUUCAAUUAUUGAUUCUUUUCAUAGUAUUGAAUUAGAUCAUGUACAGGAAGAUAAUAAGAGGAAAAUUGAUACUACUCAAGAAUAUGACAUCAGUGAAAAGAAAAUGAAAGUAGAAACUGAGACAUUGAAGACACCAAUGUCGAUGCUCUAUAAAAUUAAAAACAUGUUCAGAAGCAGUGAAAAACAGCCAUCUUGUGCAAAUAAUACAAAAGAAAACAAUAUAAAAACAGGCAAAUGCUAUCAACAAUUAAACUUUGGAAAGUUUGAAGAAAAUAAUGAUAAUUUUACAAAACCUACACCUUUGAAAAAGUCAGAAGUUCUAACAAAAAGUAAAAUACCAUGCAAAGUCACUGACAAAUCAUCAAAAAAUGAUGAAUUUAAUAAUUCAUCUAUAUCGUCUCUUAAUGAUAGUAUUAAACAAAAAAAAACCAUACCUAAGUUCUCAGGAGUUCCUGUAUUAUCUGACGUAUCUAAUUCAACUAAUAGAAAAUGUGCAGAAAGUCGUAUACCUUCCAAAUUUCAAAAAUAAUGUCCAUCGCAAAAUAUAUUUAUAAUUUUUAUUUUAGUUUAGUUAUCUAUUAGGAAAAUAAGAAAAAUAUUUUGGCAAAAAAAAAAUGUCUUUUAA